AAAGAUGACGCUUCUGUGGAUUUUGAUCGGCUUAUUUUGCGGCUUGUGCAGUGGUUCAACCGAACGGAGAAUUCUUUCAAAUCAAGGAGGUAUUUUCGAGUGGCUAGGCUCCAUAUUGCUACCUCCAACAACGACAACAACUUCCACUACAAUAGCUGCAACAACUUCCACAACAACCACGAGAACAACGAGCAGCAGUACGACAUCCAGCACCAAUUUUCCCAUUGAAAGGGAUUGUGCGCUUUGUCGCUGUGGCUUGAUGAAUACCCUGUAUAAAAUCGUUGGCGGUCAGGAGACCCGAGUUCACCAAUAUCCCUGGAUGGCUACGAUGCUGAUCUACGAUCGCUUCUACUGCUCCGGAUCCCUGAUCAAUGAUCUCUACGUGCUAACAGCAGCACAUUGUGUGGAAGGUGUUCCCCCAGAACUAAUUACUUUGCGAUUCCUCGAGUACAAUCGUAGUAAUUCCAACGAUGAUAUCGUGAUCCAGAGACAUGUCUCCCGGUUGAAGGUACACGAGCUGUUCAAUCCGCGCAGCUUUGACAACGAUAUAGCAAUUCUGCGCCUUAACCAACCAGUUGAUAUGGGGCAUCAUCGCCUGAGACCCAUUUGCCUGCCCGUGCAAUCGUACAAUUUUGACCACGAACUGGCCAUCGUUGCCGGCUGGGGAGCUCAGAGGGAAGGGGGAUUCGGCUCCGACACUUUAAGGGAAGUGGAGGUGGCGGUGUUGCCCCAAUCGCAGUGCCGGAAUGCCACAACCUAUGGACCCGGCCAAAUUACGGAUAAUAUGAUGUGUGCGGGGUAUUUAGCGCAGGGCGGCAAGGAUGCCUGCAGUGGCGACAGUGGAGGACCUCUCCAGACCACCUUCGACGAGCAGCCGGGUCAAUAUCAGCUGGCGGGCAUCGUUUCCUGGGGCGCCGGAUGUGGCAGACCUCAGUCGCCUGGAGUUUACACCAGGGUCAAUCAGUAUCUCCGCUGGCUGGGUUCCAAUACUCAAGGAGCCUGUCACUGCAUGCCAUAUCCUGAGGAAGAUUACUGAUUGCUGAUCAAUAGUAUAUUUGUAACUGCUUUGAAGUACUCAAACCAAUGAUGUUAUCUUUGCAGCGAAACUGAACUUUCAGGUGCCUUUUCAAUAACAAUUUAGGCGUCCACUUUUGACUAAUUCAAGCAAAGUGCACACAAAUUUGCAACCCAGCAGCACAUCGAUCAAAAGUUGUUCAGCAACUUUGUGGCUAGAUUUAAGCAAAUGCUGCAUAAACUACUUGGGAAACGCUCUGCCCAUCCCCGUGGAGCACAUCCAUAUCCAUAACCACAUCCUUAACCGUAGCCAUUGGCAAAUAAAAAAGCAAUUCGAAACUGGGUUACAACACUU
Molecule: messenger RNA, 1369 nt
Organism: Drosophila erecta
Lineage: Eukaryota; Metazoa; Arthropoda; Insecta; Diptera; Drosophilidae
Product: transmembrane protease serine 6
Exons: 2
Coding region: 5-1036 (343 amino acids)
Biological process (GO): proteolysis
Molecular function (GO): serine-type endopeptidase activity
Source: RefSeq, a predicted model, not a curated record